Bufo gargarizans (Asiatic toad) is the source of this 2179-nucleotide messenger RNA. It is a transcript of the gene RETREG3, whose product is annotated as reticulophagy regulator family member 3. The coding region runs from base 209 to 1597 and encodes 462 amino acids. The record is from RefSeq and is a predicted model, not a curated record. NCBI's taxonomy places the organism in Eukaryota, Metazoa, Chordata, Amphibia, Anura, Bufonidae. The transcript is spliced from 10 exons. Gene Ontology annotation, biological process: reticulophagy.
UUUCUGUCAGCGAGUGAGCGCCGCCAUGAUUUGGAUGACAGCUCUGCGCAUGCGCCGUGUCCAUCGUUGCGUCGGCGGAGAUUGUCGGGGGGGCGGACAAGUGACGGGUCGGCUGUGGUUGGUUCAGCUGUCGGUACUGCAGCGCCCUGGAGUGACGUCAAUGUUGACCACCUGGUGAGUUCGGAAGAGCAGGCGGAACGAAUUAAAGAUGGCGCAGAGAGCGGAGGAGGAAGAGGAGAACGCGGGGCUGAGGAUGAGGAGAAGCGGAUCCCAGAGCCUGGCUGCCAGGGAGCGAGACGAGCAGGUCCGGGCCGUGCAGGAAGCCCUGCAGGAGAAGCUGGGGAGCUACGAGCCGGUGCUGAGCUACCUGCAGGCCGUGCUGGUGUGGGAGAGACCCCGGCACAGCGCCCUGCUCCACCUGCUGCUCAACGCUGCCUUCUGGUUUUUUGCCCUGACCUCACUCAGAAUCGUGUUUCUGGCAGCAUUUGGCCUGAUGAUCAUCAUCUGCGUGGAUCAGUGGAAGAACAAAAUAUGGCCUGAACUUGGAGCUGCAAGAUCCAGUGAGAUGGACAAUGAAAGUUGGGGCUUUGUACACCCGAGGCUGCUCAGCGUCCCGGAGCUCUGUCAUCAUGCAGCCGAAGUGUGGAUCACGCUGACAAAUUUUCAAAGGAACCUUAAAGUCUUCAAAUCUGAAAAUCCUGGCAAGUUCUGCCUCCUGGUCUGUGGAUUCCUCACCUUUCUGAUGGUCCUGGGUGGAUAUAUUCCUGGUCUUGUGCUCUCCUAUCUGCUGUUGCUAUUCAUCCUGCUAUGGCCGUUGGCUAUGUACCAUCGCUUAGGGCAGCGUGUUUACCAGAAACUGGAGCCAGCCCUGCAGAGGUUGGACUUCAGUGUCCGUGGAUACAUGAUGUCCAAGCAGAAGGAGAGACCAUGUAAUAACAUUGUAUCUUUUUGUGACCAGUGCACGGCCGCCCCGCUUCCUCCAAAUGAGGGAAGCGAUAGUGAAGAGGAGCUGGCUGCAUUCUGUCCUACGCUGGAUGAUUCUGCAGUCGCCAAAGAACUAACAAUAUCGGAUUCUGAACAUUCGGACGCAGAGAUUUCAUACACAGAUAAUGGGACGUUUAACUUGUCCCGGGGUCAGACUCCUCUUACAGAAGGCUCAGAAGAUCUGGACCGCCAUAGUGACCCAGAAGAGUCAUUUGCACGUGAUCUCCCUGACUUUCCUUCUAUAAAUCCAGAGGUAACUGGAAUAGAUGAUGAGGAUGACACCAGCAUUGGGCUCCCAUUUGCAACCAGCCACCCCCAUAUGUCUGCCGACCAAUUGUAUGACGAGUCUUCAGAGUUGGAGGUGCCACUUGCUAUUGGUGCUCAGCAGCUCAAAGACAACCUUACCAACCUAGUCACUCGGGGGAUGAUACAGAUGGCGUUGGCAGGUGUCACCCAGCAAGCCUCAGGCUUUUUGGAAAAUCCCAGGCAGAAAACAUAUCAGAGAAACUCCAGCUCUGAGCUGGACACUGAUGCUGAAGCCGAUGACUUUGAGCUACUGGACCAAUCAGAGCUGAGCCAGAUGGAUCCAGCCAGCCCACGUGGCCAGCAGUAACUUUUGACGAAGGUGCCAGUCCCUUGUGAACAUACAAUCUCCUUAAAUUUUUUUUUUUUUUUAUAAAGCGUUCUCAUUGUGGACCCGUAUCUUCAGACUGUGUCUUCUCAGUGUGCCCCCGUGUGAGGUUUCCAUUACUUUAAUGCAGGACUAUUCAGCCUGCUCCUUUUAUCACUGUGAAGUCUGAACCAGUAGAUUAGUGAAGCUAGAACGAAAGACGCAGUAUUUUAAAAGUCAUUGCCUGCUGGAUAAUGGACUGGUACAACAGAUCGGACUUUUCUCUUCAGCACCCAUCUCAUACUAAAACUAGAUAUCUACAGUAGAAGACUGCCCGGGCAGUUCUUAGUGUAGAUGGUUAUAACAUUUUGGUGGUUUGGAGUUGGGGACAUUUCAGUGCGUGACCCUGUAGUUUUCAUGUCCAGUUCACAUGGCAGAUUGUAAAAUGUGGACUUAGCACUUCAAAAGAUGUGUGUACAGGAGAGUGGAGUAAACUGAUGUCUAUAUAAAGUGUAGCUCCACUUCCAAACAAGUUUUCAUUUGGAGGAUCCACAGAUGGUAAUAUAGAUGUUUUUGGCCUUGUUA